UAACUGAAAAACCGUUUCCUUUCCUUUCUCUCUCUAAAAACCGCGGGGGGCGGAAUCGAAGAAGAAACCUGCGAAUUCUCGGCGAUUUCUUGAUCUAUUUUGGUUUUCGAUUUGAAAUUUUUUUCUUUUUUUAUGUUUGUAUGCUCGUGCAAAUCGAUUUCUUUGUCUGCUGUUUGAUCGUUCCUCCGAAGAAGCGUGGACUUGUUUGUGAUUCCCGAGCUUGAUUUUGAUCAUCCAAUGGUGGAGGAUUUGAGGGAGUGGGGGCAUUCUUGUGAGUAAAGGUGUGUAUUUUACGUGGAAGAUAUCAAUGUGGUUUGAUUUGGAAGAAGUUGUGAAUGGAUGUGAGAAGCUUAGUUCUUGAAGGAUCUGUGGUGGAGCAGAAGGAAGAUCCUCCUCGGCCGCCAUUGGUACCAUCUGAGAAGAACAAUGCCGUCACAGCUGCUCGCAAGCCCCGCUUGCGGGAGAUUUCAUCAAGGUACAAGUCUGCAGCUUCAUCAACCACAACUGCCCCGCGAAGAUGUCCUUCCCCCAGUGCUGGACGGACAUCCCCCACUCCAGGGGCAGCUCUUCCUAAGCGCUCCCAAUCCGCUGAGAGACGACGCCCUUCCACUCCUACAUCAAGGUAUUCUGCACCUUCGUCCCCAACCUCCAGGCCAUCCACACCGUCUACUCCAUCCUCAAGGUCUACAACACCUGUACGUGAUUCAGGAGUGGACUUGCAAAGUGCUACCCGGAGAUUACUAGGUGGUAGAGCACAUGAUGGAUUGUGGCCUUCAAUGCGGAGCCUAACUGCAUCAUUUCAAUCUGAAUCUAUUUCUGUCCCUGUUAUUCGGAAGGAAAGGCCAUUUAGAGAUCCAUCUCCUGAUCGUUCAUUGAAGUCUUCUAUCAAUGUUGGUUCUGAGAGGAAGAGAACUCCUCUAAGGGGGAGGAACACCUCUGACCAGUCAGAAAAUUCUAGGCCAGUUGAUAAUUCGCAUUCAAGGGUGGUGGAGCAACAUCGUUGGCCUGGUAUCAGUGGCGGGAAAAUGUCUGUUCUUUCCUUGUCAAGAAGCAUGGAUCUGACUGACAAGGUUAACAGAUCUGCCUCAUUAGUUUCUACACGAGGAGUUUCACCAAGAAGAACAGCAGUAUCUGAUAGUUCAGGAAGAGGGCAUCAAGAAUCAAUGAGCGAAGUCGGAAGGCGAGUGCUUUCCAAUGGGAGCAGAAAGUUAGAACGUGAUGUAGGUGUUGGUGUAAAUGUUCCUUUAGCUCCUUCAGAGCGUUCUGCAUCAGUUACACACCCAAGUAGAACUCUUUCUUCUCCCCUUCCUGGUUUACGUCGCCCUUCAUCACCCAGUAAGACCUUACUCAUGCCAUCUUCAACCACCAGGGGUAUGCAAAGCCCAUCUCGAUCUCGACCAUCAACUCCUCUCACUUCCUCCAGCUCUGCCGCUGGUCGAAUUGGUGCUUCCUCUUCUGUUCUCAACUAUACUGUUGAUAUGAGGAGAGGAAAGAAGAAUGCAAGCCAGAUAGAAGAUGCCCAUCAGCUGAGGUUGCUUUACAAUAGGAACUUGCAGUGGCUCUUUGUCAAUGCACUAUCAGAUGCUAUAUCAGUCAUACAGAAAAUGGCAGCAGAGGAUACUCUUUACACUGUGUGGAGUAGAAUCUCAGAAUUGGAUGGCUCUGUCAUAUCAAAAAAGAUUAAUUUGCAAUAUCUGAAAGAAGAGAUGAAACUGAAUAUGGUCCUAAAAGAACAAAUGGCAUACCUUGAAGAUUGGGCUACACUGGAAAAAGAACAUUCUAGUUCAUUAUCAGCUGCAACUGAAGCUCUUAAAGCCAGCACUCUCCGUCUUCCGGUUACUGGUGGUGCGAGGGUAGAUGCUUGUGCUGUCAAGAACGCAAUUAGUUCUGCAGUUGAUGUUAUGCAGGCCAUGGGUUCUUCUGUUUGUUGUUUGCUAUCCAAGGUGGAGGGCAUGAACCAUCUGGCUUCUGAACUUUCUGAUACUGCAGCUAAGGAGAGAGCCAUGCUCGAUGAGUGUAGAGAUCUGCUAUCUUCAACAGCAGCAAUUCAGGUGCAGGAGUCCAGCCUAAGAACUCAUCUAAUCCAGUUGAGGCAGGAUUUCUACAAGAUGAAAUAGCCAUAAAUUGGUGGUUGAAAGCUGAAACUUCAAAUUAACCAAAACUUUAUGCUUGGCUGCAACUAACAACUCAGCAGGAUUGCUAGAUAACUCACUUGCCUGAUCCAGUGAGUGUAAAUUUGUGGCAGAAACAUUUGUUGUCAUUUUUUUUUAACCCCCUUCUAUCCACUUUUUAUUUUUAUUUUUUUUUGAGUUUUUGUGGAGGGCGUGAGACACACUCUCGCCCAAUGCAAUUUUUGUAUCAUGCGCAUUGAAAAAGUAAUAGGAAAUGGAGAAUGUGAAAGUUUGAAAGGUUACAUA
Dioscorea cayenensis subsp. rotundata (Guinea yam) is the source of this 2417-nucleotide messenger RNA. RefSeq names its product AUGMIN subunit 8-like. The record is from RefSeq and is a predicted model, not a curated record. Bases 336 to 2117 code for a protein of 593 amino acids. NCBI's taxonomy places the organism in Eukaryota, Viridiplantae, Streptophyta, Magnoliopsida, Dioscoreales, Dioscoreaceae. The transcript is spliced from 7 exons. Gene Ontology annotation, biological process: centrosome cycle; spindle assembly. Gene Ontology annotation, cellular component: nuclear microtubule; cytoplasm; centrosome. Gene Ontology annotation, molecular function: microtubule binding.